AUGAGAAUCGUCAUUAUCGGGGCUGGCAUCAGCGGAUGCGCUGUGUAUCUUCAGCUUAGGAAACACCUGAAAGGAGAUCCACACAUCACCAUUUACGAAGCAUACGAUACUGCCCGAGACACCACUGCAGAGAACCGCGAACAAGGCCCAACGCACUCAUCAACCCUCAUUGUCGGGGGUGGACUUGCCAUAGCGCCAAAUGGGCUCGGUGUCCUGCGCCGCCUGGAUGACGACCUCCUCCGGGACAUCACGCGAAACGGCUACGUUACAUCUCACUCCAAUCUGAAAGACAAAAAUGGCAACAUCCUUAUGCGAAUGGAGCCUGGCCUCGUGUCGGAUAUGUACUCCGUUGCAUGCAGUCGCCAUUCGCUUUGGAGGUGCCUUCGCGAUCGCAUUCCAGAUGACCACAUCGUCAACAAACGGGUGUUGGGUGUGACUGCCAAUUCGGAAGGGAAGAAUAUUGUUCGCUUUGUCGAUGGCAGCGACCCUGUUGAAGCCGACCUCGUCAUUGGAGCUGACGGCGUCCGAUCCGUUGCCAAAGAGGCUCUCUUCCCAGAUGCCAUAGAGAAUCCGUACCCCCCGAACUAUGAGGGCCUUGUUGGCAUCGGAGGUUUUGUCCCGGCCGACGAUGUCAGGGAGGGUGUCGGCAAAGGAUCCAUCAACUUUGUGUUCGGCGGCAGUGGGUUUUUUGGCUACUUCUUCUCUGACAGUUCUCCAUCUGACGCGGAACGUGACUCCCCUUCUCAUGUAUGCGAGCCGGGUGAUUCCCUCGCCUGGUGGUCAACCUACGAGAUCAAGGAAUGCCCUGAUCCCAAGUCUCUGGACAUGGAUGACGUUAUGCGCCAGUUGAGAGAAAGACAUGGCCAGUGGAAGGAUCCAGUGGUCCAAAGCGUCCUCAAGUCCGCUCACGUUCAGAACAUGUAUCCAACCUGGACGUCACCGGAGCUUCCAACCUGGGAGCGCCACGGUGUUGUUUUACUGGGCGAUGCUGCACAUGCUCUCCCACCCACUUCAGGCCAGGGCGCAUCUCAAGCUCUGGAAGAUUGCGAGACGUUUGCCCUUUUCUUGGCCUAUCAUCUCAGUGAUAGAAGUGAGUUGGACGACUCCUCGAACGAUGCAUCCCUCAAGCAAGCCAUCAACAAAGCUGCCAAACAGUACAUGGACCUCCGUCAACCACGUGUUAGAGGUAUACUCAAGGCAGCACAGAAGAUGCAGAACUCGAAGCGCACGAUGGGCGCUAUCCAAGAGUAUGCAAUGUACACGUUCAUGAAGGUCAUCGGCUUCUUUCCUAGUCUUGCAACAAAGCCGACCCGGAUGGUGAUUGAGUACAACAUUGCCGAGGAAGUCGCUCGAGUUCUUGGUACUGAGAGCUGA
This is a messenger RNA of Fusarium keratoplasticum, 1374 nucleotides long. RefSeq names its product FAD-binding-3 domain-containing protein. The coding region runs from base 1 to 1374 and encodes 457 amino acids. The transcript has 3 exons. The record is from RefSeq and is a predicted model, not a curated record. Gene Ontology annotation, molecular function: FAD binding; monooxygenase activity. NCBI's taxonomy places the organism in Eukaryota, Fungi, Ascomycota, Sordariomycetes, Hypocreales, Nectriaceae.